Saccostrea cuccullata (small rock oyster) is the source of this 1008-nucleotide messenger RNA. RefSeq lists its product as uncharacterized. The transcript has a single exon. Bases 1 to 1008 code for a protein of 335 amino acids. The record is from RefSeq and is a predicted model, not a curated record. Lineage: Eukaryota; Metazoa; Mollusca; Bivalvia; Ostreida; Ostreidae.
AUGAGGUGGUAUCGGCGUCGAAAAGCAGCACACUUAUUUCUACUUGGAUUCGUCAUUCUUCUUUGGAUGGGAUUCAGAUCCUUAAUUCUUGACAGAGAUUUGGAACGUGAUAUCAAAUUUGUAAGGAACUUUAUAACAAGAAAUGUUUCAGUAAUAAGUAACACUUUACAGCGAAUCGUACCAACUCCAUUGCCAGGAACAACUGUACUCACUAUAAAAAUAUGGAAGCAUUUGAGGAAGCCUAAUACAAACAUUCCUUUUCCAGAACCAGUAGACAAAUAUUACUCUCAAGCCGGUCAAGACCAAGCUGUGUAUAACAUAUUUCCAAAGCAAAACGGUUUUUUCAUUGAAAUGGGAGCUUACGAUGGUAAAAUACAUUCUAACACCUUGUGGUUGGAGAGAAAACACAAUUGGACAGGAUUGCUGAUAGAAGGAAACCCACUAUCAUGUCCCCACAUUGACCGCGUCAAACGCAACGCCUGGCGUCUCUGCGCAUGCGUGGCACGUGAAAAUGAAACAACGUUUAUAGAAGGAGAUGAGCUAGGGGGUUCUGAAAAAGACAUGGCGGAGAGUCACGUAAUUCAAUUGAAAGGGUACAAAAGAACCAAAGUACCUUGUUUUCAGUUAAUUGACGUUUUACAAUUAAUCGGUGUUUUCCACAUUAAUUACUUUUCGUUGGAUGUUGAAGGCGGGGAAAUGGCGGUGCUCAACAGCAUGAGAGAGCAGUUGAUUUCUAGACAAAUAAUCGUUGAUGUAUGGACCAUUGAAUAUCGAGCUUGGGCAGGGCCAAGGUUUGAUUGGGCUAAAGGAAAAGAAAAUUUGGCAAAUUAUCGAAUCUUUUUCAAAGAGAUAGGAGGAUACGUCGAACACUCACAAUUGUCUUACGAGACACGUAGGCUAGGAGACGGUUACUAUCUGGAUGUUGUCUUUGUUUACAUAGAGACCUGGUGUAAAGGCCAUAGCUUGCUUCCGGACGGAAAAAUAAAAUGUAGACCAUUAUCUCAAUAA